Molecule: messenger RNA, 1674 nt
Organism: Symbiodinium natans
Lineage: Eukaryota; Dinophyceae; Suessiales; Symbiodiniaceae
Source: the annotation of a GenBank genome assembly
AUGGUGGGACCACCUGCGAUAAAGGACCAUGCCACAGCCAAAGCUCCAGCGUGGGAAGAUGCGCAGGAACUGGUGGCGCUGGAUCGCUUGCGGUUUCAGCACUUGCAUCGAGUUCUCUAUGCUCACAGGCAGCGAGUUGAAAACGCAAACUCGUACUACGAUGUCUUUGAGACGGAGAGGCAGACUAGUGCAUUGUUCGCACGCUCCGAGGCUAUGCGGAUCUCUCGGGCCAGGCGCAAGGAAGAGGAGACCGAUAGUCUCAAUCGCGAUAACCAGCGGCUGGUCGAACGGCUGGGUGCAGUGAUGCGCGAGUCCGAGGGGCGACGGCGACAGAUUUUGGUGCCGAAACCGCCGAGCUCAGCCCCUGCAGCAGGUUCCUUGAAUUUGACAUUGCGGCGCAAGGCUGCCCGGCAAAUUGACAAGGACAACAAAGUCCUGCUAGACCGACUCAUUCGCAUUGGGCCCACAGUUAGUGACCGUGCUGCGCUCGCAUCUCGAUAUGAGGUGUACACGACACUCGUGAAAAGGCACUCCAGGCUUCGACGGACCGUCAGCAAGGCUGACGUUUUCAGGACACCGCCUCCGCCCAUCAGAGAGCCUCGCUUUCGAAAGCCAAAGCGCGCAACUGCGGAGGCGCCACUCUUGCCCCUUCCAGCUGUCGACAAAUCCUCCAAGGAGGUCCGACAAGCGCAGGAGCCGGCUGUUGAGGAUGCCCGGCCGGAAACUCCAGAGCCACUGCGCAGCGCGCGGAAGGCGGCGCAGAAAGAGCUCGAUCUCGUGGGCCAGCACGUGCUGAGCAAGCUAAAUGAAACUGCAGAUGCUUCAGGCACCCAGACGCGAGCGGAGACGCUCGGAAAUGCAACAUACUCUGACUUGGGCUUUGAUGGCAGUGACACUGAGCCUGUGGAAGUGGCCAGAGGCGAUGAGCAGGAGGGAGAAGCUCUGUCCGGCACUCCGGAGCCGAUUCGAUCUGCCAAGAAGGCAGCCCAUAACGAGUUGGAGCUGGUUGAGAAGAAGGUGCUUAAGAAGAUGUAUCCGGCAAGUACAGCAAGCGAUGCCAACGCCGCAGUGGAUCCAGGCGCAUCGUUCGGAGGUGAUGCGACGUACUCAGAUUUCGAGGGAAGCGAUGCUGGGGAGGUCCAACCCCGCAAUGAAGAGGAAACUCAGGGAGAGGAGUCCGACUACGAGGAUGAUUGUGAGGCUGAAGACGAUGCCUACAGCGACACCUUCGAGGUUGAGGAUGCAGAUCAGCCGGAAGUGGCCUGGUCGAGCGUGGCAGCGGCAGUGGCAGCGGCAGAGAGCAACGAUGCUGCCGAAAGCAGCAACAGCAACUCCCCCGCUGCCCCGGCUGCGGCGGAAUCGGGGUCGGGGCGUUCUCCCCCAGCUCCCGUUGCAGACAGCGAGCCCUCGGAGUGUGACGAGUACUCUGAACCGGAGGAAGACUCGCCGAAACUGGAGCUCGAGCUCGAGUCAGAAGAAGAGCCGGAAAAUCUGGUUGAGGCCGAGGCCUCCGACGAUGGUCGCGACACCGAUUCCUACGGUUCGUAUUACGCUCCCAGUGAGGCAUCAAAUGCAAAUCCAAAGUCGGAUGGUGGCUCCAUCGCGAGCUACGACGAUGACAAUAUCUUUGAGGAGGAUUCCGGCCCGUCCCUUCAUGCGCCAGACAGUCCCUGA